Molecule: messenger RNA, 777 nt
Organism: Juglans microcarpa x Juglans regia
Lineage: Eukaryota; Viridiplantae; Streptophyta; Magnoliopsida; Fagales; Juglandaceae
Product: replication protein A 70 kDa DNA-binding subunit B-like
Exons: 6
Coding region: 1-777 (258 amino acids)
Source: RefSeq, a predicted model, not a curated record
AUGUGGAGUCGAUUUGUAGACGGUGAAUGCCGAGCAAUCUCUGAUAUUAUUGAAGCUAAGCCAACUCUACUCGCAACACGUUUAAAAGUCGGUUCAUACAAUGGUCUUUCUCUUUCAUCUCAACCGACAAGCGUAUUUACCUUAAAUCCUGUCAUCCCUGCUGCAACUCCAUUAUGUCAAUGGACGAUGCUUAAUCAUGCACUGCUUGAAGAAAUCGUCGAAAAAAAUCUACAUCAUACAACGGCAUCAGCAUCAGCAUCGACAUCAAAUGUUGACAUGAAAGACAUAAUUAAGCUUGAUGAUCUUGCUGGUUUUCUUAAAUCACUACAACCAAUGACGAAAGCAAAAUUUUGGAUCAAAGCAACUAUUUGUGUGGUUGAUCUCCAUCAAAUAUUCUUCUACAUGUCCUGCAUUGGGUGUAAGAAGGGGACUGGAUAUGAGCAAAAUGAAAAAUUUCAAUGUUAUCAUUGCAAAUACAUGAGCAAUGCACAACCACGCUGUCGAGCUUACAUCGAAGUUGACGAUGGUAAUGGACGACUUGGGGCUGUCAUGUUCGGUCAAAUUGCAGAAGAAGCUCUGGGUUGCACAGCAAUCGAACUAAUGGAACAUACAGGAAAGGAACAUUUACCAUAUAUCCAAAAUAUUGCAAAAUUAUGUUCAACCAAAAAAUGGAUCAUACAAUUGGGUGCAGAUUUGGAUCAACUCCAAAAACAACGUCACAAAAACUUCAAUGUUCUCUCCAUAAAUGCUGUAAAUGACGAGAACACACCACUUUGA